Messenger RNA from Penicillium cinerascens, 1413 nucleotides. Its product is annotated as MFS transporter. Gene Ontology annotation, biological process: transmembrane transport. The record is from RefSeq and is a predicted model, not a curated record. The transcript has a single exon. Bases 1 to 1413 code for a protein of 470 amino acids. Gene Ontology annotation, molecular function: transmembrane transporter activity. NCBI's taxonomy places the organism in Eukaryota, Fungi, Ascomycota, Eurotiomycetes, Eurotiales, Aspergillaceae.
AUGCACACACGCCGUCAACUGCAAUUACCAUGGAAAAGCAAAACAGCGACAAAACCGCGCCUUUUGGAAUUGAGGUCGUCGACAUGGUUUAUUCUGACGGCUGUUUGCUUUGCUUCCGCGACCGAUUAUUUCAUGUAUGGCUUGAUCGUGCCUGUCGCCCCCACAGCACUGGAGAAUAGGGUUGGCUUGCCUCAUUCGAAAGUACAAAGCUGGAUAUCCAUUCUUCUUGCUAUAUUCUCCGCCACUCUAUUAGUCUCAUCGCCGUUAUUUGGCUACUUCGCGGAUCGAAUCGGGUCGCGACGAUGGCCCUUCCUCUUUGGCCUGGCAAUGCUGGGGGCAGCAACGGCCCUGCUCUGCGUUGGAACACAUAUCGGGCUUUGGGUUGUGGGCCGCAUCUGUCAAGGCAUCGCGGGUGCGAUUGUCUGGGUGGUGGGUGUUGGCCUGGUGAUAGAUACAGUUGGGAAAGAAGGACUGGGCCAAUUCUUUGGAUACAUGUCAAUGACAGCCAACCUGGGUAUGGUGGCAGGUCCUCUGCUGGGAGGAGUACUGUACCAAGAAAGCGGCUACUAUUCAGUCUUUGGUCUGGCCUUCGGGCUUAUUGGAGUGGAUAUCUUCUUUCGAUUGGCAUUGAUUGAGAAGAAGCACGCGAUCAGGUGGCAAGAAGUGGCAGUCGAAGUUGAGACGGUAGAAGAAGAGCAGAGACACCUAGGUCCUCCUCGAAGUACCUUGGGGCGCGUUGUCUUUCUUCUCAAGUCAUACCGGCUCAUCGUGGCUCUGUGGGCGAAUAUCAUGGUCGCGAUGGUGUGGACGUCUUUCGACAGCGUUCUCCCAUUAUUCGUGCAAGAGACGUUUGGAUGGCAGCAAACUGGACAAGGGCUGAUUUUCCUUACACUUUUGGCACCUCACUUCUUCGCUCCUCUGGCGGGAGCUGUGGUGGACAAGUUCCCUCGAUCCUCUCGUUAUAUGACCGGCGUGUCAUUCUUGAUAUUCUUACCCGCCGCGGUUCUGUUACGUUUUGUGACGGAGAAUUCGAUGAAGCACAAGGUUCUUCUAUGUGCUCUCCUUACAAUCAUUGGCCUAUGUGUUGCCGUGAGCUUACCCGCGUUGGAUCUAGAAGUGUUCAACGCUGUCGGGGCAAAGGAAGCUGAAGAUCCUCAAGCCUUCGGGUCGGAUGGGACGAUGUCAUUGGCCUUUGGUCUUACGAACAUGGGGUUUGCUUCUGGUAACCUCAUCGGACCUUUCUUUGCCGGAUUCAUCCGCCAGCAGGCCGGUUGGGCAACAAUGAGUUGGGCCUUAGGGUUGGUAGUUGGCAUCUCAGGGAUUCCAGUCCUAUUUUUCAUGGGCGGAUCGAUCUUUAGCCCAAUAGAAAAUGCAGGAACGAAACAAGGCGCGGGGACUGAUGUGAAGAAUUAG